AUGGUUCUGAAGGAAAUUUACAUUUUAACGUUAUUAAUUUUAACCUCAUAUUUUACUAUACCAGGUACCCAUGCCUGGAACAGUAAAGACGCCCUGUUUCGAGGGCUCAAUAGAUAUGGUAACGACUCGUUUUACCAAUCUAAAAAUUAUGAUUCAUUUAUAUCAUUAACAGAAUCGGCUGCCGCCGCGUCUACUCAGAACACCGGCGGUUCUGGCGGUACUACUACUAGUAGUUCUUCAGCUCCGGCUGGAACUAAAACGGUAGUGGCUGCCCGUUCGAAUAGUCAAACUUGUGCCAAAUGGGAGGAUGUGUCUGUGUGUUCCACAAAGUCCACUAUCAAAUGUCUCGACGCUAAUUCAACUUUGGAAAUGUCGUGUUUCCUUGUUAACACCAAAACCUGGUCUGAGUGGUCGCCUUGUGUUAACAAUGUACAAUAUAGAUUUUCUUUAGAUUUCACUUCCGGUAAUACCGAAUAUCGUUUGUGUAAUUUGCCUCAAGAUAUCAAGAAGCAGACUGAGGAGGAGUUGAAAGCUGAACAUGAAAAGAUUAAGAAGCAGCUUCAAGAAGAAUAUGCCAAAAAAGAAGAAGCCUUAGAAACAGAAAAAAGUGCUUAUGAAGCCAAAAAGAAACUCUAUGCGGAUAAAUAUAAAGAGUUAGAAGCUGAACUGGCUCAACUAAAGAGCCAAAAAACUAAAUACAACAAUCGUUUUGCCGAUCUAGAUACAAAAGACCGAGAUCUUCAAAACAAACAGAAUGAUAUUACCAGGCGGAAUGAAGAAAUAGAGUCCAAAUUGAAGAAUCUCGAGCAACAGAGGUUGGAAAACGAACGUAAUCAUAGUUCAAGGCAGACUGAGCUUGACAGCUUGAACGCUAGGCUCAGAGAGGAGGAAACUAAAUUGAAUGCCGAGAAGGCUUCUAAUCAGGAACAACUCCGAACCAUAGCUACUGAGAAACAAACAAUUCAGACUGAAAAAGCCAAGCUUCAAGAAAGUCAAAAGAAAGUUAAUGAUUUACAGGCUUCACUAACUCAGGAACAAGCAAGGCUUAAGCAAAAGGAGCAAGAAUUGAAAGAUAAAGAAGCUGAUCUCACCAAAAGGGAGGAUGCUCUAAAAGCUGGUCAAGAAGAGCUCAAAACUUCCAAGGAAUCUCAUAAUAAACAAGUGGAACAGCUUAAAAAAGAACAGGAAGAUUAUAAGCUACUCAAGGCUAGGCUCCAGAAAGAUCAGGAUGAUUUGGCAAAUGCAACCUUUGAACAUACUCAAGAACGCAACAGGUUGCUGGCAGAUCAAUCACAGUACAGGAUAGAACACUCCAAAUUACAGAGAGAUAAAGCUAGUUUAGCUGCUGAACAAGAGCAACUAGCUUCUGAAAAGCAAGCUAAUACUGAGCUAUCUGCUAAAUUGGAAACCAAAAGCCAGGAAUUAGAAGCCAAAACAAGAGAACAACAAGAGUUGAGGCAGAAGUAUGAGAGUGAUUUGGCCACCUUGACUGAAAAUGAAAAGAAAUAUAAUGAGGAAAAGAAGGCAAACGACCAGUUAAAAGCACAACUUGAAACUGAAAAGGCGGACCUAGCUGCCAGAGAAACAAAGCUGCAAAAUGAUCUUAAGAACCUGAAGGCACAAAUUGAUCACGAAGCCCACAUGUAUAAAUCGAGAAAUAGUGCUCUUGACCUCAAGAAUACUCUUCUCCUUGAGCAACAGAGAAAAGUUGAAAGGGAACUUGAAGCAAACCAACGUCGUGCUCUUACUUUGGAUAAAGAAAGACAGCGUAUUGAAGCAAGCAACAGGGCUUUGGACAAUAAGUUGGCGGAUGUACAACAAAAGGAGGAGGAGCUUAACACUAAGAGAAAUAACCUCAAUUCAGAAAUAUCUCAACUCAAGAAUGACCGAGCUGAACAUGAUAAAAAAGUUGCCGAAUUAGCCCUAAAAACAUCCGCCCUGGAACAUAAGGAAGAACAACAUAAAUUGAAAGAGGAUGCUUUCAAUCUUAGAUUGCAAGAUCAUGAAAAGCAAGAAGAACAACUUAGAACAAGAACCGCUGAAUAUGAGAAGAACGAGAAGGAUCUCCAAAGAAGAACUCAGGAGCUUAUAACCCAGGAGCAGGAACUUAUAAAUGAAAGGGCAAAGCAUUUGGAAGAAGUAAAAAGAAAAACUGCUGAAUUCGAUUUAAGAGAUACAGAACUAAAGCUUAAUGAAAAGAAAUACCAAGAUCUUUUAUCAGAAGUAACAGCGGACAAAGAGAAGGUCAAAAAAGAAGAGUUGUUAAUCCAACAGGCCAGAGAACAACUUGAGUUAGAAAAACAGGCAGAAAAAGAUAAGGAGAGACAAGCUCAAUUGGAUAGAGAACAAAAGGAGAGAGAACUUUUGGCAAAAGUUAAGGAACAGGAAGAAGCUAGCAAGGCCAGAAUCAAAGAUCAGGAACAAGAAUUGGCACAGAAGAGGCAACGAGAAGAGCAAGAGCUUGCUGAUAAGAGACGCGAACAGGAGGCUGAGUUGGAUAGACUUCAGAAAGACUUGGAAGCUAAGAUUGCAGCUGAUAAGGCUAAGAGUGAUCAGGCAACAAAGGACUUUGAAGCAAAAACAGAGGAACUUAACAGCCUCGAGCUAGCUCUUAAGGCCUCCAAGGCAGACGCUGAUCGCCUUUUCAACACCAAUCUUAAGAAAAAAUCAGAUUUGGAAGAAGCCAGAAAGCUUCUUGAUAAAGAGAAGGCUGAUGUUGAGCAACUUAAGGCAGGAGUUGAGCAACAGAAGGUGCUGCUUACAGAGAAAAUGGAUCUUGCAACCAAGACCUACAACGAUGCCAAAGCACUCCUGGAUGAGAAUAAGCUUAAAUCAGCUGAGCUCGAUGGUCUCCAAAAGAAACUGAAAACUCAACAAGAUCGUAAUGCAAUCCUUAUGGCCAACAUAUUGGACAAGGAAGUUACACUUGAGGCACUGGAACAGGGACUGGAAAUCAAAGAGGCAUCUUUGAAUGAGAGAGAUACUCGUGUAACCGAAAGAGAAAGAAAAGCUAACGAAUUCCAAACUUCUCUUGAUGACAGAAAGACGGCUCAAGACCAAAGAGACACAGAAUUGAAUAAUAAGAGUAACCUUUUGAAUGAUAAGGAAGAAAGAUUGAACACUAAGGAGCGUAACCUCGGAAUACUCAAGACCGAUUUGGAUGCAAAAUCACUCGAGUUGGGCAAGAAAAACGCAGAUCUCACAAAAGAAGGACAGCGUCUCUCAGCACUGGAAACCACAUUACAGGGCAGAGAGACCGCAGUUGCUGCAAAGGAAGAAGCUGUAUUGGCAAGAGAAACUGCAGCAACAGCCAAGGAAGCUCAACAGAGGGCAAGAGAUAGGGAGAUAACACUCGAGGAUGAGCGUGUGAAGAGGCUUGGCAGAAAUAAUGAACAGAAGGCACAGCUGUUGACGAUCAGAGAAAACAAGCUCAAUGAGAAUAAUGCACUGUAUGAGAAGCAGAAGGCAGCAUUGGAAGCUGAUAAGUUGGCUUUGGCAGAAGAGAGGAAACAAGUAAAUGAAUUGGCCACAGAGAAACUGAGAGAGCUUGACGAGGCGAACAAGACUAAACAGGCAUUGCUAGACGAGCAGAAGAAGAAAUUGGACGAAAAGGAAGCAGAGCUUAAUGAAACAAUAAAGAAAUUGAACGCCAAACUCGCAGAAUUGACAGAACAGAAAGUGGUGAUUGGAUCCAAGGAUGUUUUACUCUCAGCAGCAGAGUCGAAUCUGGUCAUAACGAAAUCGGAGUUGAAGAGGACCAAGACAGAGUUGGAGUCAACGAAGCUCGAAUUGGCCACAACGAAAUCAGAAUUGGACUCCACAAAGGGCUUAUUGGAAGGUAAGAAGGGAGAGUUGGAGCGCGAGAUGGCCAAGACGGCAGACCUGGAGAACAAGAAGCGCACUCUGGAGUCAGACAUGAUAGACCUGAACAACAGAUUGCUGCAGAAGGGAGCAGACUUCGACACCUGCCAUGUGGCACAGAAAUCACUUCUCAAAGAAAACUCUGAUCUGGAGGCCCAAUUGAAAUCGAAGAUCACUGAAUUUACGAACCUGGAAAACAAGUAUGAGACUGAGAAGGCAACUUCAGAAAGGACGCUGGGUGAAAAGGAUUCAUUGAUAGCAGAGAAGGAGAGCACAAUACAGAAGAAGGAAGCUGAGUUGGUAGAGAAGACCACAGCGCUAGACUUGUCGAAGGCAGAGUUGCACACCAAGUCAACUGCGCUAGAGCAGAAGACAGCAGAAUACGACGCAAAGGUGGAGGAGUUGAAGAACAAGGGCCUGGAAGUUGACCAGAAGCAGAAGGAGCUGGUGGCCAAGGACGGACAGCUGCUUCUGAAGGAGAAGGAGGAACUCAGGUUGAGAAAGGCAAACAACCACCUAAUACAAGUUUUAGCGAAACUCAGGGCAGGGGAGACAGUUCAGUCGAUACUGAACGACUCAACGCUCUGGGACGAGGACACCAACGACGUGUUGGAGAAACUCAAAGAGCACCUGAAUCCAACAGAAGAGGCUCCACCAGCACCUAAGGAGCCAAGUGAAUCGCAACAAGAGCCUGCACCACCAACCCCGCAGAUCGACGAGGUUACUGAGCAGGAGCUGAAAAUGAUCGGACAGACCGAGCAACCUUUAAUGAAGCAGGAGGAAGAGUCUGAAAUAGAUCCUGAGAGGAAAGUACCAGGAACAGAUUUAACUGAAGGACAAUUCAGUGCCGAAGCAUUGGAAGCAAACUUCGAUAAGCCUUCAAUCCCGACACCGAGUCCAGAAGACUUGGAAAGAAUAGAGAAUAUGAAGGCGUCUGAGCUGCUGCCGCCCUCAAGCGGCAACUCAGAGACAGAAAAAAUGGGCGACACAGUGGGUGAGCUGGUAACACAGCAAGUGCCGGGCGAAGAGAACGUGCACUCCGAGGGUCCGGAAGGCUUGCCUCCGACAGUGAUGAAACCGGCUGCUCCCAGAGAGCCCGCUACGAGAAACAGGGGCGGCUCUGAGUCCAGAGCUCCCGAACCCAAGGCCAAGCCUGCUCCAGAGGAGAAGAAGCAGGAGGCCCCCAAGACCGAGGGCCAGGGCCAGAGGUCCAACAUUUUCUCAAAUGGCUUCAAGCACAUCAAGUUCAACACCGGGGCCAAGAGCGCCUCGGCGGCACUGGGCUUACUCCUAGUUAUCGCAGCGGCCGGGUACGGCAUUAAAAAGAUGGGAAAACGCGACCCAAGUCUUGAGAGAAUCAACUCCAGCUUCACCGACGAGGAGCAGGGGUUCGACGACAACGAUGCAAUGAAGCUUGUAUUACUCUUGCUGUGCUCAAUUAUAGGAGUUUUAUCGGAUCCGAAGUUGAAGGAGCGUAACUAUGUCUGCAAAGCAUGGUCUGAAUGGGCCGACUUUACAGAGUUCAGAGACGAUUUACUCUCAAAUUACGGAGACCUGAGAAUAUCGGAGGAGGGAAAGGCGAUGGUCGAUAAAGACAAAGGCGGCAGUUACAGGGGAGAUAUGUGCAACUUAUUCAACUUGGACAUGUACAUCAAAGGUAAUCAGCAAGUAAUAAACGUUGCCCUGGCUGCCAAAACCCCUGACAAGAAGAAAUUCUACGGACUGGGCGUCGUUAAAACUGCUGGCGUUGUAAGUCUUCUGGGACUGGCCUUUGCCAUUCUAGGCACAUUUUUAUACUCGAAAAGGUUUCGUUGGCCACAAUUAGCCUAG
Messenger RNA from Theileria orientalis strain Shintoku, 5691 nucleotides. RefSeq lists its product as hypothetical. Bases 1 to 5691 code for a protein of 1896 amino acids. The record is from RefSeq and is a predicted model, not a curated record. The transcript is spliced from 5 exons. NCBI's taxonomy places the organism in Eukaryota, Apicomplexa, Aconoidasida, Piroplasmida, Theileriidae.